UUGCACGAGAAUCCACAGUCUUUUUUAUCAAUCCGUCCCGUUUACAUCAAAAAUGUACGCUAAAGUGUUAAUUUUGGCAGCUGCUGUCAUCGCGGUGACAGCGAGAGACGAUUUAGGAGUCAGAUACGCCAUGAGGAUAUACGAGGAUUGUCAACGGAGUGACGGGAUUAUUCCUUGCUUGAAGAAGAAGGCGAUACUGUUCUUCGAUAGAGCAGCGAGAGCAGAGGCGAUUCCUUUGGUGGAUGGAGUGGAAAUUGUGAAGACAUCAGAAUCGGAGGUGAAACCAAUCAGUGAGAAUGACAUAGAGUCGAAUUUGCCAAGGAAUUUAGCAGACAAGAAUGAAGCUUUGACAGAUAUGCUGUGGGACAGGAUUGCGUCCUUUGCCAACUCCAGGACGAUCCAACUGUCACUUCCUAAGAUCACAGGACAGGACCUCAACAAGGGCGUCGAAGAAGGGCGAGGCAAGAUGAAGAAGAUGAUGAGCAUGAUGAUGAUGGGCGGCGCGAUGAAAAUGGCGGCCAUGAUCCCACUGGCCAUCGCUGGGCUGUUCGUGCUUGCAGGAAAGGCUUUAUUGGUCUCCAAGAUCGCGCUCCUCCUAGCUGGUAUCAUGGCCCUCAAGAAGCUCAUGUCAGCUAAAGGCGGCAGCAGCGGCCAUGAAAGCCACGGCUGGUCCUCCGGAAGCGGUGGCGGUGGCGGUUGGGACCGCAGAACCUACAACGACGUCUCAGAUCUGGCUUACUCAGCUUACAAGAAAGACUAAGCUGAAUAAGCUAGGCUAUAAUAAGCUUAUUAUUACAAACUAGCCUAUACAAGCGAAGCGAGCUAAUUGGACUUAUAAUUCUAAAAGAUAGUAAGUUUAAUUUAGCUUUUCCAGCUUUUUAAAGCUGUAAGAUUCAAGCUUUCGUGAGCUAGAUUAAUAGAUAAGCUUAUUAUUAUAAGCCAGUAAAUUUUUAAGCUUGUUGAUACAAGAUAGAUUAAUUUAUAGGCUUAAUGAUACAGGCUAUACAAAAUACGGCUGUAAAUUUUAAUUGUUCAAAAAGUUAAUGCGUUCAUUUUUUUUCAUUUGAUAAAAACAAUGCCAUUUACCAUUCUUGUUCGCUAAAAUAAAAGUUAGAAAAUCGCUAGAGGCCUGAAGAUUUUAAGUACAUUAAUUUUUCAUGAUAUUUUUUGAAAAUUGAUCCACAGGGUCAAUACCUAGUACUUUUUAUUAAAAGACCUUAUUUAUUCUAGUAAUAAGACGUUGUAAUAUAGUUUAAUUUAUUUAAUUUAUUGAAAACCUGUGCCUGAAUACUCAUUAAUUUGUAAAGUUAUUUUUGUAAUUAAUGAUAGUGGGUGAAUGUCGUUAAUUUUGUUUUGUUACUUUUUGUUUGUUUUUGUUUAUGUUUUGUUACUUUUUCUCUUGUUUUGUUGUUUUUAAGUUGAAUAUAAUUAUGUUGGGCAUAAAUGUCUGUGGUACUGAUACGAAAAUGCAUUUCUUUUUUGUAGAUUGAAAGUUUUAAAU
Ostrinia nubilalis (European corn borer) is the source of this 1501-nucleotide messenger RNA. RefSeq lists its product as uncharacterized. The record is from RefSeq and is a predicted model, not a curated record. NCBI's taxonomy places the organism in Eukaryota, Metazoa, Arthropoda, Insecta, Lepidoptera, Crambidae. Gene Ontology annotation, cellular component: membrane. The transcript is spliced from 3 exons. The coding region runs from base 53 to 760 and encodes 235 amino acids.